AUGUCUACCGACAUCGAGAAACUGUCCCACGAGAAUGUGGAAAACAUCGAGGCUGCGGCGCCAAAGGCCGUCGUGGAUGUCGAUGUUGAUGAGGAGUACAAUUACGAGGAACAACGGAAGAUUGUCCAUCGCGUGGACCGCCGCUUGAUCGUCAUCUGUGGUUUCGCGUACUGCAUUAGUCUCAUGGACCGCACCAACGUCUCGGCGGCAGCGAUUGCUGGCAUGACGGUCGACCUGGAAUUAUAUGUCGGCUUUCGAUAUUCCAUCAUGGUUCUCGUCUUCUUCGUCACCUAUGUUGUCUUCCAACCCCUGGCGACGGCCUUGAUUCGACGAAUUGGACCUCGCAUCUUCCUUUCCGCCAUUGUUAUAACCUGGGGCGCGUGUCUGAUCGGAUUCGCCUAUUCUCCUGACUGGCAGACACUAGCAGGCCUCCGUGCUCUCCUUGGAGUACUCGAGGCAGGAUUCUUCCCUGGAACUGUGUAUCUCCUGUCCUGCUGGUAUUCACGAUACGAGGUCCAGAAGCGCUAUUCCUUCUUCUACCUGAUCGGAUGUGUUGCCUCGGCCCUUUCCGGUAUCCUCGCCUAUGGCUUCAGUCAAAUGGCGCCUCUUCAGGGACUCAACGGAUGGCAAUGGAUUUUCAUCAUGCAGGGAGUGUUGACCUUCAUCGUCGGCAUCUGCUGCAUGAUUUUCGUCGUCGACUUCCCCGACAAGGGCCACAACGCCUGGGGCUUCCUCAACGAAAGAGAAUGUGCAUUCAUCCUCCGCCGCCUCAACAGGGAUCGUGCCGAUGCCAACCCCGAGCCCUUCAACAUCGUCAAGUUCCUCCGUCCAGCACUCGACCUCAAGAUCUGGGGCUUUGCGCUUGUCUUCUUGUUCGUCCCCAGCCCCCGCUACUACUUUCUUGCACUAACAACGCCCCCCAGCUGCCUGACAACAGUCUCCUAUGCAAUCGCCUACUUCCUCCCCAUCAUCCUGCGCGAAAACAUGGGAUUCAGCAUCGCCGCCGCGCAAUGCCUCGUCGCACCCCCCUACGUCCUCGCCGGAAUCCUUAUGCUCUCCACCGCCUGGUUUGGCGAUAAAUACCGCAUGCGCGCGCCAGUGCUCAUUUUCAACAGCGUGAUCACGCUCAUCGGGCUCCCUGUCAUGGGCUUUGCCUCGUCAAACGGAGUGCGCUACUUUGGCGUCUUCCUCACAACCGCCGGAGCGAAUGCGAACAUCCCCUGCUCGAUGGCCUACCAGGCCAACAACAUCCGUGGCCAGUGGACCCGUGCAUUUGCGAGCGCUACCCUCGUGGGAUUCGGUGGCAUUGGUGGUAUCGCGGGCAGUCUCAUCUUCCGCUCUCAGGAUGCGCCCGAUUACAUUCCCGGAAUCUGGGGGGCUAUGGCCUGCCAAUUCCUCCUUCUCAUCGUCGUGUCACUGCUCAGCGCGUACUUCUGGUGGGCGAAUCGCAAGGCGGAUCGCGGGGAGAAGAUUAUCGAGGGAUCGCCUGAUUUCCGGUAUACGAUUUAG
This is a messenger RNA of Aspergillus calidoustus, 1509 nucleotides long. The record is from the annotation of a GenBank genome assembly. NCBI's taxonomy places the organism in Eukaryota, Fungi, Ascomycota, Eurotiomycetes, Eurotiales, Aspergillaceae.